GUGUCCUGCCUCGCCAUGAAGUUGAGCGGCCGCGGCCGGGGAUGCUGCGCGGGCGGCAGCCGGGAGCGCGGGCCGCCGCCGCGGAGCCCCUUCGUGCACCAGCUGCGCUUCAGCCCCCUGCAGAAAGCCAAGAUUGCCUUCAUGACCUUGACUCUGUUUCCUAUCCGACUCUUUUUUGCUGCUUUUAUGAUGUUGCUGGCCUGGCCUUUUGCCUUCAUUGCUUCAAUGGGAUCUGACGAGCAAGAGCUUGAAAAGCCCCUCUCCUGGUGGCGAAAGAUAGUGGAUAUUCUGCUGAAAGCAAUAAUGAGAAUGAUGUGGCUUGCUGGUGGAUUCCAUUGGAUAAAUGUCAAAGGCAGACGGGCAUUGCCAGCAGAAGCAGCAAUAUUAACGGUGGCUCCCCAUUCUUCUUACUUUGAUGCCAUUCCAGUAACUAUGACCUUCGCCUCCAUUGUGAUGAAAGCAGAAAGCAAAGAUAUUCCUGUUUGGGGAACUCUGAUCAAAUAUAUCCGACCAGUAUUUGUAUCUCGGUCAGACCAGGAUUCUCGCAGGAAAACUGUUGAAGAGAUCAAGAGACGUGCCCAGUCUAAUGGUAAAUGGCCACAGAUAAUGAUAUUCCCAGAGGGCACUUGCACAAACCGAUCCUGCCUAAUUACAUUCAAGCCUGGAGCAUUUAUUCCUGGGGUUCCUGUACAGCCGGUGGUUUUACGUUAUCCAAACAAACUGGACACAAUCACGUGGACAUGGCAAGGGCCAGGAGCGUUUGAAAUUCUGUGGCUUACUUUAUGUCAGUUUCACAAUUCCGUGGAAAUUGAGUUUCUACCCGUGUAUACUCCUUCAGAAGAAGAGAGAAAAAAUCCAGUGUUAUACGCCAGUAACGUCAGACGUGUAAUGGCAGAGGCAUUGGGAGUUUCAGUGACAGACUACACAUUUGAAGACUGUCAGCUGGCUUUGGCUGAAGGACAGCUCCGUCUACCUUCAGAUACAUGUCUUUUAGAAUUUGCAAAGCUUGUGAGAAGUCUUGGGCUGAAGCCGGAAACACUUGAAGAUGAUCUUAAUAAAUAUGCUGCAAGUGCCAUGAAAAUGAAGAAAGAAAAGGUUGAUCUCAAAGAAUUUUCAGCCUACUUGGAAUUUCCAGUUUCUCAGACAUUAGAAAGCAUGUUUGCCCUUUUUGAUGAGGAGGAAGAUGGUGUAAUUGACAUUCGGGAAUUUGUCACUGCUCUGUCAGUUGUCUGUAAGCCAUCCAAAACUCUGGAAACGAUUCAGUUGGCGUUUCAGCUGUACCAGUCAGAAGGAGGAACUGUAACAGAAGAGGAUUUAGCUUGUAUUCUGAAGACUGCCAUGGGUGUGUCGCAAAUUGAUGUUACACAUCUUUUUAGAGCUGUAGAUGAAAAAGAAAAAGGAAGGAUUACAUAUGAUGACUUCUACACGUUUGCUGUGUUGCACCCACACUUUGCAGAAGAAUAUCUCUAUGCUGAUCAAAUGGGAGCUGAGAGCGGCUUGGAGACUUCAUCUCUUUCUGCUCCUAAUGGUAUCUGUACUGACUUCAGCCCUGCCGGCAGUGGAGAUCAAAGGAAGCCCUUGCAGAAGAAACUGAAUUAACACUACAACUGUUACCUUCCUCUCCUGGUGAGAGGGUUGUAUUUUCUUGGGAUUUUCAUAAGUCACUCCAAUUAUACAACAAAUACCAGUUUUGUGUGUGAAAGUUCUACCUGAAUACCAUCCUUUGAAUUAUAUGUGCUAUAUUUAACAACAUGUUCCAGGUUACUUUGGGAAAGGUGGUUUUUUGUUUCGUUUUUUUUUUUUUUUUUUGUUUUGUUUUGUUUUUUGGAAAGGUCUUUGAAAGGCAAAAAUGUGAAUGUGCUUCAUUAUUAAUGUUCAUAUUUAAAAGGAAGCAGCACAACUUAUUUAUAUUCCAUUGGCUAGUUCCAUGUACAAAGUGUCGCACAAACUGUGCAUGUAUAAAGAAACUGUAGCUACUAUGGUGUAAAGUGCACUUUGGUGAUUAGUGUUUUCCCUAGUUAUGGGGAUGUUUAUUUGGGGCCAAACUUUGCUGUCCAUAUCUGAAUAGUCAGUCUUGUUGAUUUCAGUGGGACUAUUCUCUUGAGCAAGGCAAGCAUACUUUGGCCCUUUGUUUUGGUUUCAGUGAACAGUUUGGAAACAGUAAUACAAAACCUUGCUAAGGAUUACUUUUUAUUUUUAUUGCUGAAUGACAAAAUUGUUUCUCUUUCCAUGGUAGAAUGAAAAGGAAAGGCUCCUUAUCCCUCAUCCCAACACUUUUCUACUGUAAUUUUCUGGAUGCAAUUAAACAUGAAUUCUUUCCAAACUGACAUGCCACAUACUGUUUGAAAAUACAUAAAUGAACUGUUUGUGCUUUUCUCUUAUAACCAA
Messenger RNA from Cinclus cinclus, 2388 nucleotides. It is a transcript of the gene LPCAT1, whose product is annotated as lysophosphatidylcholine acyltransferase 1. The transcript is spliced from 14 exons. Gene Ontology annotation, molecular function: calcium ion binding. The record is from RefSeq and is a predicted model, not a curated record. The coding region runs from base 16 to 1599 and encodes 527 amino acids. Lineage: Eukaryota; Metazoa; Chordata; Aves; Passeriformes; Cinclidae.